Melopsittacus undulatus (budgerigar) is the source of this 756-nucleotide messenger RNA. It is a transcript of the gene MRPL58, whose product is annotated as mitochondrial ribosomal protein L58. The coding region runs from base 19 to 618 and encodes 199 amino acids. Gene Ontology annotation, biological process: mitochondrial translational termination. The record is from RefSeq and is a predicted model, not a curated record. NCBI's taxonomy places the organism in Eukaryota, Metazoa, Chordata, Aves, Psittaciformes, Psittaculidae. Gene Ontology annotation, molecular function: translation release factor activity, codon nonspecific; peptidyl-tRNA hydrolase activity. The transcript has 6 exons. Gene Ontology annotation, cellular component: mitochondrial large ribosomal subunit.
UGCACCGCGGGAGCCAAGAUGGCGGCGCGCACGCUGAGGGCUCUGUGCCGGCCGCCCCUUCUCGCCGCCCGGUUCUCGCAGCGGGCCGGGACCGGGACCGAGUACCGGAGCGCGUACAGCCUGGACAAGCUGUACCCGCCGCGGCAGGACGGCGACAGCGGCGACAGCACCGACACCGCCGCGGAGGAGCAGCAGCCACCCACCCUCGACAUCCCUAUGAGUCGCCUGACUGUGACCUACUGCCGGAGCAGCGGCCCUGGUGGGCAGAACGUUAAUAAAGUGAACACCAAGGCAGAAGUUCGGUUCCACUUGGCAUCAGCAGACUGGAUUCCAGAAGCUGUGAGACAGAAAAUGGCAUCGAUGUACGGGAACAGGAUAAGCCGGGCUGGUGAGCUGAUCGUGAGCUCUGAAGAGAGUCGCUACCAGAUGAGGAAUCUGGCCAUUUGCUUAGAAAAGAUCCGAACCAUGGUCACGGAGGCUACGGAGAAGCCCAAAGUGGUGUCUAAGGAGACAACACAGAAACUCAUUGAGAGGGUGGAAAAAAUGAACCGUGAACGACUACGACAGAAAAAGAUACACUCAAACAUCAAGCAGAGCAGGAAGGCAGACUUUGACUGAGAGAGCAGGGAUCCAAGCCCUCGGCGUACCAGCUUCAUAAAGAACCGGCGUUGGCAGCGGUAGAUGAUGCUAAACUCAUGAGAUGUGUUGAAUGAAAAUGGUCUGAAAAUGUACAUAAAAAUACAGAACAUCUCCUUU